Periconia digitata is the source of this 1575-nucleotide messenger RNA. The record is from the annotation of a GenBank genome assembly. Lineage: Eukaryota; Fungi; Ascomycota; Dothideomycetes; Pleosporales; Periconiaceae.
CCACUCACCAGGACAAUCACUCUUCUACAUCACGCUCACCUGUCCGCCAUGUUUCUCGCCAACCUCAUCACCCCGUACACUUUGCUUCUUCUUCCUGUCAUCUAUUACCUUCUUCCCUAUAUCCGCAACUGGUCCAUACGUCCCAUACCUGCACCUUUCCCCGCCGCAUUCACAAAUCUAUGGCUCAUGCUUCAGUGUAGGCGCGGCAGGCGCUACCUCGCUGUACACGAAGCCCACCAGAGAUACGGGACCUUGGUGAGAAUCCAGCCGAACCACGUCAGUGUCGCAGAUGCGGAUGCCAUACCUGUCAUAUACGGACAUGGAAAUGGGUUUCUGAAGAGCGAGUACUACGAUGCCUUUGUUUCCAUUCGCCGAGGCUUGUUCAACACGCGGGAUCGCGCGGAACAUACUCGUAAACGCAAGACCGUUGCUCAUACGUUUUCGGCGAAAUCGGUCGGUCAAUUCGAACAGUACAUCCACCACAACCUAGAGGAGCUGCAAAAGCAAUGGGACCGUCGUGCUGAUUCCGCUGAAUCAGCCGCGGACAAGGGCGGGUACUACCACAUGGACGCUUUGAAUUGGUUCAACUAUUUGGCCUUCGAUGUCAUUGGCGAUCUAGCUUUCGGGGCUCCUUUUGGGAUGCUGGUAAACGGAAAAGAUGUUGCUGAAGUGAGGAAGACUCCAGACAGCGAACCUACGUUUGCGCCCGCAAUUGAAGUCUUGAACAGGAGAGGUGAAGUCUCAGGAGCCAUCGGAUGCCUACCCCAAAUCAAGCCAUACGCGGCCCAUCUUCCAGACCCAUUCUUCUCCAAAGGCAUAGCAGCCGUACAAAACCUUGCCGGUAUCGCUAUUGCUCGCGUAAAUGAGCGACUCCAAAAUCCCAGCGACCGUGUAGACCUCCUCGCGCGCCUCAUGGAAGGUCGCGACGAAACUGGAGCCAAACUGGGCCGUGAGGAACUUACCGCAGAAGCCUUGACUCAACUCAUCGCGGGUUCCGACACCACCAGCAACACCUCUUGCGCCCUCCUCUACCACUGCCUUCGCAACCCCCACGUAGUCCGCAAGCUCCAGCAGGAACUCGACGCUGCACUGCCGGAUAUCGACGCCGUCCCCACGUUCAGCCAAGUCAAGGAUCUUCCUUACCUCGACUCCGUCAUCAAAGAAACAAUGCGCAUUCACUCGACUUCCUCGCUCGGCCUACCGCGUGUGGUUCCUCCCGGUCCAGGUAUCACACUGCCAAAUUCUUCUCUUCAUUUCCCUCAGGGCGUUGUUCUCUCUGUCCCUGCAUACACAAUCCACCAUUCAACCAAGAUCUGGGGUCCCGACGCCGACGAGUUUCGUCCCGAACGCUGGGAAUCCGUGACAGACCAGCAAAAAGCCGCGUUUAUCCCUUUCAGUCAUGGCCCGCGGUCUUGUGUAGGCAGGAAUGUCGCGGAGAUGGAGUUGGCGCUGAUAGUAGGGACUGUAUUUCGCCGAUAUGAAUUCGAGCUCAGGCAGGGCGAGAUGGAGACGAGAGAGGGGUUCUUGAGGAAGCCGGUUGCGUUGGAAGUCGGAAUGAGAAGGAGACGUGUUUGA